GGGUGGAUGAGGUGUGAGAGAGGUGCCCUGUGGGCUCACAGGAUUUUGUAGAUCCUUUUGUAAGAAAUUUGCUGCAGUGCUGAGGGACCUAUUCAGGGCCAGUGUCUCUAGGAUCUGUUCAUCCCUGGCAUUGAACUCUGUCUUUGGAGAUCACUUUACGCUCUCUGUUAUUGUCCCAGUUAUACUUUUCAGUUUGACCUUUUUUUUUUUUUUAUUGCUCUGUCUGUGUUUUCUCUCCUGAUUAAGCGUAUUAACCUGACAGGUAAUAAAAUCUAACCAACACACACAUAAUCUUCACACGUCUUUUAUUAAUAAUCAUCUGUUUAUGCAUUCUUCUACAUCUGUUGUUGUGCUGGCUGGACACAGCCAGGAGCACACUGUCCAGGCUUUAAUACCCUAGACAAUUUUAAUCAUGGAGUACAGAAGGAUUAGCUCAAGAUCAGACAGACGGGUCUGCUGAUGCCAAAUGCUCUGGUUUAAAACUGUCUUAUCCUACUCCUCAGCGAGGGACAGUUUACCUCGCUGUGAGGAUAUUUUCUCACUGUGCUGUAGCCUUUCCCCUACCUUCUGUGUUUUUUGGCCUCUCUGUCAACUCUAGCCAACCCCAAGAACCUUCAGGCCUCUAACGUUGUAUGCUAACCAUCCCCUGCACAAGGGUUUGUAAUGAAAUGGAGUGAAAAGUAGGACGGCUUCAGAAGAAGAUUUAAAAGGACAUUUUCAUCAGCAUGUGGCUAAUUCAUUUAGCCGAGCUAGUCAUCCAGACAGACCCUCAGAUUGCUCCAGCAGUUUUAUCAGUGUGAGUAGAGAUCUUGUGAGGCGGCAGCAGCUGUGAAAACAGGCUGAUUAAAGUGUAAAGGUUUCAAAGGUCCAAGAAUCUCUCUUGAAGGAAUUCUUCAGCUGUCACAGCAUUGUGUUCGGGUGCACAUUAAACAUCUGGUUGUGGUUAUCUGCGUUAUUUUAGCUCCUCUCUGUCGUGAAAUGCAUCUUUUAAACCUUGCUUUAAAAACCUCAAAAAGUAUGUCUCUUUUUCGGGCUGCAUAACAUUUGCCCUGGUAUCCACUUUGGCCAUUAUGGACUGUUGAUACUGUUGUCACCACAUCUUCUAUCCCUGGUGAAGGUGGCAGGCAGCUAAAUUAAUUUUUUUACGUUUGGCAAGUAACUGUUAGAUAUUGUUUAUGGCCAUCCUCGAGCAUUGAUCAUUUACCGUGUCGUUUUAUUUUCACUUACAGUGAUACAGAGGUGUCCAUUGCAUAUUUCAGUAAUAUUUAAGCCAGUGGUAGCAGUGUCUCCGAAGAGCCAUUGCAGAGUUCCAGUAAAGCGUGUAGUUAAAGCUUUGUGGUUGAACAAGCAGGUCUUUGUUUGUCCGCAUUAAAAAAAGCUUAAAAGCCCUGGUAAUAUGAGGAACAUGCACGGCCAAGCAGUCCUGUACUUCCUCGUGAAAGAGAAGGAUAUUAGUCCCCUCAGUCUUUUGUUUGCAAACAGGUUUGGCAAAAGGUCUGUUUAAACUCAAACUGAUUGUUCGGACAAGAGAGCUAUUUGGAUGUUAUGGAAAGAGAGACACUGGGAUUCGGUGCAAGGUUCCUCUGGCUACGCUAGGCCUGUGGCUCCAUAUGCAGCAGCUGGAUCAUCAGGGUUGUGGACAGAGCCGAGGACCGAAGUGCUGAGGGCAGUUUCUUGAGUAUCCCCAUGUCAAUGCGACGAGGCUCUUCAGAGAACAAUCUCGACCUCGACUUUGGUGAUGAGAGCCCCACUCCGGCUCAUGGCUUUGAGGUCCAGCGUAGUCGUUCCUGUUUGGACAACCUGCAGCAAAAGAUCUUGAAAGUCACAGAACAGCUCAAAAUCGAGCAGACUGCCAGAGACGAGAACGUUGCCGAGUAUUUGAAGCUGAUGAACAGUGCUGACAAGCAGCAGGUGGGGCGCAUCAAGCAGGUGUUUGAAAAGAAGAACCAGAAGUCGGCUCAGAACAUUGCUCAAAUGCAGAAGAAGCUGGAGCAGUAUCAUCGUAAGAUAAAAGACAGUGAAGUUUAUCAGAGCCCGUCCCCUCGACUGUCUACUGUCAAACACAGCACCAUGCCCAGGGAGUCACCCAGAGAGCUCCUGAAGGACAUGACCGGCAGCGGACGCCACCCCACCAUGGAUAAGAUCAAGACCAUAGGGCCAGGGGUCUCUCUGUCGCCACCCUUCUUUUUCAGCAAACCCAGGGAGUUUGCCAACCUCAUCAGGAACAAAUUUGGCAGCGCUGACAACAUUGACCACCUCAAGACCGGCCUGGACACUUCCUCUCCGUUGCCCACCGACGGUGCAGAAAAAGGACUUAGCAGCAGCAUCUCAAUGGUGGGCAAACCGAAGUACCCCAGUGAUGAUGAGUGCUCCUCGGGCAGCGCGUCCAUAUCAGCAGACAGUAAUGGUAACCCAGCAGGGCUAGGGGGAGCGUCAACGGGACAAGCACAGGACCCAGUCCAGGGACAGAUGGCGGGAGGAGAGAGUCAGAGCAGACUGGCCCUGAGCCUAGAGGAGGUGAAGGAGAUCAGGGAAGCUCAGAACCAGCUGGAGGAAGAUAUGGAGGAGCUGAAGGCUCAGUUCAAGAGAGAGUACGGCAUCAUCAGUCAGAAUCUUCAGGAAGAGAAGUACAGGUACCAGCAUUUGGAAGACCAGCUGAAUGACUUGACGGAGCUUCACCAAAAUGAAAUGGCUAAUCUGAAGCAGGAGCUGGCCAGCAUUGAGGAGAGAGUGGCCUACCAGGCCCAAGAGAGGGCCCGGGACAUACAGGAAGCCCUUGAGUCGUGUCAGACGCGAGUGUCCAAGCUGGAGCUGCAGCAGCAGCAGCAGCAACAAACGGUUCAACUGGAGAGUCAUGAUGCCCGAGUUCUGCUGGGGAAGAGCAUCAACAUAAUGCUGGCCAUCAUCACUGUCAUCUUGGUGUGCGUCUCCACUGCUGCCAAGUUUGCUGCUCCGCUGAUGAGGAGCCGCUAUCACGUGGUGGCUACUUUUCUGGGGAUUUGCUUUCUGAGCAUAUUCUGGAAGAACUGGGAACGAUUACAGCACACCAUGGACAGGCUGCUGUUUGUCACCUGACAGUGCUGGGAACAGAUCAAAAAAACAGUACCACGGCCCUGUCAGCUGCCAGGGUAGAAGUGUCUCAGAGGAUUGGUUGUACAAUCUAACAGAGCAGCCAUUACCCCCCCACCCCUUUACAGUAGUCCAUCUUUUUAAAAAACGAGAUUUUCUGUGAUUUUCCGACUUAGAAAUCUCUCGUGUGUUGAGCUACAAUUAUGUCUUAAUCGUGAAGAUUUUAUUGAUAUAAUAAUAAAGUUUUGUUACCUCCUGGUUGCUUUUAAAAAUACAGGAAAAGACCAUUUAAAGAGGAGACAUUUUGAAACAGAAUUAAAUGUAAAUUAAGUUGAGGUUGAUUUGACUAAAAUGCACCUUAUAUAGCGAAGCUUUGGCCUUGAAAUGCUAAUUAGAAUUUUUUUUACCAAAUGAUAAAUAUUAAAUAAUGAGAUAGUUGGGAAAAAGUUUUCACAACAAUCAGGAGUCCUGGAAGUUAAGCCUAGCAUAAAACCAGUGUUUUUCCUGUUUCGGUUUCUUUUCUUCAGCUUCUGCUAACAGGCCCCUUGUGUCAAAAUCUCACUGUAAUACAUUUUCACUAUGAAGUAACAUGGAGUUUUAACAGUAGGAAUGUUUACAAGAAGUAAGUGCCACUUGCUUGUAGCCAGUAGCUGUUUUAAAUGAACUGCAAGUCAAAGUCUUGUGCAGAUGAUUCCACUCACUCCUUGGGGGGUGAUCUAAAAGAAACCCCCGCACUCACUGUACAGAUGCUUCUUAUGGAAAUGUUACAAAUCACACCAGGGCUUAAAGGAACCAAGCAGAAAGCAUUGCUGUGUUUUUAAAAUAUGGUGAGUGAAAGGUGUGGCUACCAUCUCCACCUAGAAGUUUCAGUUCUCUGGAAUAGCUAAGAUCAAACUAGACAAAAAAAAACUAUUGUUUCAUGAUGUAACGACUUGGUGGACCCCCCAUUGGGUGCUUGGAUAAAUUGCAGGUGUGAGGGGGGGCUCCGCAAGGCAAAUUGAUUUCAAUUUCCUUUCUUUGAACCACUGAUGGAAAUAUUAACUUAUGUAUCAUUUUCUUUUUCUUUGUUCAAAGAAAAUAGCAGUUUGUGGAAACUACAGUGCAUUAAAUGAAGUUUAGUGGGUGUUUGAGACGAUGUUAUAUGGUUUGGGGCGAGACAAUCACCCUUCUCACAAAGUGGGGGUGGGGGCAGGGGCGGCGGGGCGCUGCAACAAACGUUUGGGAACCAUUGCCUUAAACUGUUUACGGCUGUUAAGUGGGAUCUUCGAAUAAGAACACAGAAAGUUCUACCGACGGUGAAAUCUAAGAAAAUAACAGGGUCUUUUUUUUUUUUUUUUUUUUUAAUUUUUCAUUAUUGAAUUUCUUUUGUGUGUAUCAAACACAACUUUCAUGUCAUUGUUUACAAUAUUCCCUCUGUGUGUUGCCUCACUCGGCCCUGUUUAUCUGCUGCUCCCCCUGCCCCCCAAUGUCACGAGGUUGAUUAUGGAGAUGAGUGCAUUAUUAUUCUCUUGUAAUUUUUUUUAGCCAUGCAGUUGCAUGAUUUUAUGGCUUAAUUUGAUUUAGUCUAAUUUGUGCUUCAUUAUGAAAAUUUGAGUCUGACCUUCUUAUCAAUUCUUACAGUCUUUGUUCCUGGUACGAGUUGCUUUGCUGGAAUGCCAUCAUGAAGUUUUUUUUUUUUUAAAUCAAAGGUCGAAGAAGCCUACAUCGUCAUAUCUCGUUCUAGCAAGGAACACUGAGUGCAGAUGAAGUGUAUGUCCCCGGUGUCCUUAUUCUGUAUUACACGUGAUGUUUUGGCACUUAUCUAACAGACUAAUCACAUCCAUAUCUCUUGGAAAGUCCGACAUUCCGCAUUUUAUUUCUUGACUGUCACUGGGUUGAUUGUUAUUGAUGAUGUGCUACUUCUGUGUUCUCACUCUACCUGACUCUGACCUCAUGGCCUGAAAGUCAGGGGUUUACCUUGUAAGACCUGUUAGCACUCAAAAUUUUAAUUUUGAUGCCAGAACAAUUCUCACAGGCUGGAUUUCCCCCCCCCUGCCUUAUGUUCCUUUUGUCGCUCCGUGGACUGUUCACAAUGUUCAAUGUGCAAUAUGCCUCAUUUUUAGGAUUUUUCUUUUUAUUAUUGUUAUUAUUGAUUAUUUUAGGAAUACGUGUGUAUCGAUAAUAUUUUAAAGGUACAGUGUGUUGUUGUGUGCUUUUAUGUAUGUACAGUUAAGGACAUAAUUAUUUGUCCCCCCCCGCCUCCAAGAAAAUGUUCAAUUUUCAGAGAUUUCCUAGGUGCUUUUAACAACUUUCGGAGCCAUUUCUGAGCAUGCUGCCUUUGUUGAGAAAGUUUACAUUAUUUAACGUACUCAACAAAUUAUUCCAUUGGAUUAAAUAAGGGUUUAAUAUUGACUGGUUAACGCUGUUUAUCUCAGCUUUCACGGCAUCAGCAGCAGUUCUUCAGACUACAGAAUGUUCCUUGUCAGUUUAGCAAGUGACAGCUCAAACUCAAACUUUACACAAAGGUCUUAGAACAAUAAACAGUUUAAAAAUACAUAAACACAGCAUCGCUGUAAAGUCAAUCCACAGUGCUGAUAUGCUUUGCUGUGUGAACAUUUGUUUAUGUAUGCAAAGUAGAAAAUAUGUUAUUCUUCUCUAAAUGACACUUGCUCAGAAAAGAUCAACUGUGAGUAAAUGCACGUGGGAAAUCCUGAAAUUGGAUGUAACGGGGGCUCGAAGUGUCCUCCUCAGCCGUAUGUUUGUGCAUGUGGGUCAUUCCUGUUGUCAUGAGGUAUUCAUAACCACUGAAGCCACUGCUGGCUUCUGAUAAUAGCAGCUGUGCUCUUGUCAGAAUGACUCCACUCCCUGCACUACUGUGCUGUCUGUCUGGUCAUAUCAACACGUACCAGGUCACCAGCGCAGUGACCGGCGUACGUUCGCCCAAACGGCAACGAAAACGCACCAAGAUGGUCACUUAAAUGUCUUAUGACUUUCACCCUGUGUGAUGUAUCCUUUACUAAUAAUGUGAUAGAGAAGAAAUGAUUUAUACUGUGACGGAAUGCCAUUCUUUAUUGAGAAAGAAAAUGCAACAAACAAACUUCACUACUCUAAUGAUGACGGAGAGGCCCAGAACAGGUCACAAAAGAUGGAUUGUGAGCUUAUACUGUGGACUGACUACUGUGUGUUCUCUUCAUUGUCACGUCUUACCUAACGUUGCUAUUAUAAUAUGUUUGUGAUGACUCUGUUCUACUGACUGCUACGUGUUGUUUUGCCUUUUUUCCCUUUAGGACACAUACGCAUACGAAGUUUUACCUGCAGAAGUACAAACAUGGUUUACAUUUUCUAUUCACCUCUGACGAACCAUGUGUUAAAUCGGUCGUUAAAUCAACCUGCGUAAUGUGCCUUUGUCUGACAGUUUAUGUUAAAUUAAACAAACUCUUUUAGAUAUUGUA
Molecule: messenger RNA, 6500 nt
Organism: Cynoglossus semilaevis (tongue sole)
Lineage: Eukaryota; Metazoa; Chordata; Actinopteri; Pleuronectiformes; Cynoglossidae
Product: transmembrane and coiled-coil domain protein 3-like
Exons: 4
Coding region: 1687-3075 (462 amino acids)
Cellular component (GO): endomembrane system
Source: RefSeq, a predicted model, not a curated record